Triticum dicoccoides is the source of this 1995-nucleotide messenger RNA. RefSeq names its product serine carboxypeptidase-like 51. Gene Ontology annotation, molecular function: serine-type carboxypeptidase activity. The transcript has 12 exons. Bases 348 to 1604 code for a protein of 418 amino acids. The record is from RefSeq and is a predicted model, not a curated record. Lineage: Eukaryota; Viridiplantae; Streptophyta; Magnoliopsida; Poales; Poaceae. Gene Ontology annotation, biological process: proteolysis.
UCCCUCGCACGAGCAGAACACUCUUUGCCCUCGCACACCAACUCCCGACCCCGACACCCAGCCGGCCAGCCUCCUCGCCGUCGCGGCGUCGCCGGUCGCCGGCCGGAGCCCGGAGCCCGGAGCCUAGUUGCCCAGGAGGCUCCCUCCAACCCUUCCCGGCUUCCCGCCCGGCCAACCUCCCGGUCCAGCCGCGCCCCUGCCCUGCGCGCGGCUGCGCCCCUGCGGUGCGCUCCCGCGGUCCCGGCGUCCCGCCUCCCCUUCCCGGCUUCCCGCCGUCCCGGUCACCCCCCUGCAAAGCCCCACCACGGGGGCAACAAGUUACAAGCGAGCAAACUGAUCAAUUUAAGAUGUGGCGAGCCGCUGUUCUGCUAUGCUUCAUUCUUCAAGGUGCCACUGUUGCGGCUGAUAACGAGACAUGGGGCUACGUUGAAAUUCGUCACAAGGCGCACCUAUUUUGGUGGUACUACAAGAGCCCACAUCGGGUGUCUUCGCCAGUAAAGCCAUGGCCAACCAUCCUCUGGUUGGAGGGCGGUCCGGGAGGGUCAGGCGUCGGGGGUGGCAACUUCCAGGGGAUCGGGCCACUGGAUGUCAAUCUGAAGCCACGCAACUCGACGUGGCUGCAGAAGGCUGAUCUCAUCUUCGUGGACUUACCAGUGGGUGUCGGGUAUAGCUACGUGGAGGACCCAACCGUGCUAGCUACGACGGACGUGCAAGUCGCUGCUGAUGCCAUCGAGCUCCUCAAGGCACUUACCAAGGAGAUACCCACCUUGUGCAGCAGCCCGCUGUUCCUUGUCGGUGAGUCCUAUGGUGGCAAGCUUGCAGCCAAGAUUGGAAUCUCUGUGGCAAAGGCCAUCCACGCCGGGGCCCUCAAGCUCACACUAGGGGGUGUGGUGCUUGGGGAUAGCUGGAUCUCACCAGAUGAUUUUGCGCUGUCAUAUGCGCAACUGUUGCGUGAUGUGUCGAGGCUGAGCGAUGAAGCUGUUGCCCCUCUCAACAGAAUGGCGGCAAUAGUAAAAGAGCAGAUAGCAGCUGGGCAAUUCACCACGGCGAAGAUGACGUGGACGAAUCUUGUUGAUUUGAUUGACCAGCAGAGUGAUGGCGUGGAUAUGCUAAAUUUCUUGCUUGACAAAGGCGAAGGCUCAUCGACGAGCCAGGUGUUUCCGUCGACCCCCAACACCAUUGACGGUCUCAUGAAUGGGGUCAUUAAAGAAAAGUUGAAGGUUAUUCCUAAGAACAUAAUUUGGCAAGGAGUGGCUAUUCAAGUUUUCGAAGCAAUGAAUGCUACCUACAUGAAGCCAGCAAUCGAUGAGGUUGAUCAAUUGCUAGCAUAUGGAGUAAAUGUGUCGGUUUACAAUGGGCAAUUCGAUGUGGUAUGCUCGACAAUCGGUGUAGAAGCUUGGGUCAAAAAACUCAAAUGGGCUGGUCUGAAGAGUUUCUUGAGCACGCCAAGGCAGGCUUUGCGAUACUGUGAUUCUCCAGCGCGCUGCCUCAACCCCGUGAAGGCAUACGCUAGAUCAUACCAGAACCUGAACUUCUACUGGAUCCUCGGAGCUGGACACAAGGUGCCUGUCGACAAGCCCGACGUUCAGUCACCUGACAGCUAGGAAGAUAUCCUCUGUAUGUGGUAUGUGCAGGUGAAUUAGAGCAAGUCGCACUGUCAGCACAACUUGAGCAGUGAGAACUACCAGGUCAUCGAACUUAAUUGUUAGUCUAACUAUUAUCUAGCACAUUCCCUAAACCCUGUAUAGUGUGGGAUGGGGCUAACCAGAGCCUGAAAUGUGACUCUCGUAAAGAGUGCCUCCCUUCAACGUAUGCUUGCUGUGACAAGGUUAUUUGGCCCUCCUAGCGUGAGGAGACCUCCUUGCUUUGCUGCUGUUGUGUCGAUCCAUUUGAUUGGUUGCAUGUUGGGUAAAGGAAGAUCGAAUGCCUGUGUGUUUAUAUGGUUUCUGAACCAAGAAGUAGAUGGCUUGUUGUAUCAGCCUUCUUUUCGUUGUU